Messenger RNA from Suhomyces tanzawaensis NRRL Y-17324, 1503 nucleotides. RefSeq lists its product as uncharacterized. The coding region runs from base 1 to 1503 and encodes 500 amino acids. The record is from RefSeq and is a predicted model, not a curated record. The transcript has a single exon. NCBI's taxonomy places the organism in Eukaryota, Fungi, Ascomycota, Pichiomycetes, Serinales, Debaryomycetaceae.
AUGUCUGGUUCCUCUGCGGCGUCUCCCAACACUCCCAAGACUGGGUCUAAUAUCGACCCAUUGGACGACCCUGUGGCCAAGCACAGACUAUCGUUUGACUUUUCCGAUUCCGUCUCUACCAUUUCCAUUUUCAGGCAGUAUGAGACGUACUCGUCACCACAAAUGAACGAAGCGUCUGAUCUAUUCACUCUUAACCCCAAUGGGUCAGAAAUCAUCCGAACCAAGUUGGGAGAAGUCUUGGUAACAAACGCUGGCGACGAAAGGUACGAGUUUUGGAGACAGGUGAUCGAAGACUACGCCCAAUUCAUAUCCAAGACCCGUACUGUGGAGUUGGAGCUGCGUGUUAUCGAAGGCAUUCCAGACGAUUUGAGAGAAUUGGUGUACGCCAAGGUGUUGCAGAUCAGAUACAGGUUCAACAACAAAGAAAGCUAUCAAAACCUCGUCAAGAGAGCCCGCCAAUCCACCAGCAAUAAGAGUCAAGAAAGCUACAUUGACAGACUUGCGGUUGAUUCCAGCCUCAAGGAGGUUCUCAAGACAUUCAGCUUCUACAUUAACGAAAUUGUGGGGGUCAGCAAUAGACUAGAGGUCGAUGGCUCAGGAACAUUUGCCAACGACAGCAAUGAAAAGCUUCCUCCCAACAGUUUCGUGAUCCACGUCAGUAAGCUACUUGAGAACCUUGGCGGCAUGGAAAAGCAGGACACCCUCUUUCUAUUAUUGAAGUUGAAUCGUCUCUUCACCAACUUGAUCAAGGAGGAAUUCUUUUACAAAGUCAACCGUUCCUUGGAAGAUUUAGUUCCCGAAGCAUUCACACACACUAGUGUUCAGGGAAUUAACCUUGUGACUUUGUACAAAUCUAUCUUGUUCAACUUCUUUAACACAAAGAUUGACGAUAGCCAGGUUUUGCUCAAGGUCUUGGACUUCGUCAUUAUCGAGGGGUUUGACUUCGUGUUGAGGUUGGUAUUGUGGGCAUUCGACAAGAAUAAAGACAAAAUACUUCAAUUGAAGGGCGAUGAAUUGAAUGAGUUCCUCAAUUCCAAGAGCUUUUUUAGCUUGGAUUUCCAAUGGAUUGACAUAAUUAACCAACAGCCCCAGAUCGUCAAGUACGAGAACGAGUACCAUUUGAUCCAUGCCAACUCAUUGAAUAACAAUAACAAUGAACUACGGAACUUGCGGGAGGUCAACGACGAUUUGGUCAUCAAGAUCAAUGAGAUUAACCACCAGUUAGACAACUUGCAAACUACACACUCCGAGAUCUUGGACCAGAGCGAGUCGUUUCAGGGGCAACUAGACGAGGCCUUGGCCCGCAACGAACAGUUGGGUGAGCUCAAGGCACAGCUUCAGGCCAAAUAUGAAGGCUUGACCAUGAAGGAGAAUUUGAAAAACACCAUCAAGGCCAACAAGGAAUUUUCUGAGAGAAACCGGGACUUAGAGCUCCAGAUUGAAGCGUUGAAAAAGCUGAUCGAGGAGAAAAGGCUCAAGGUGGCCAAGGUGGCCGGAAACUAG